UGGCUAAUUGGUAUAGAAUGUAUACAUGGAUAGUAUAUCACUGCCUUUUAUUCAUACAGUCAUACGAUAUUUUGUGUAUUUGCGGAUAAGUAAAAGAGAAAACUUAACAAUAAGCUUGAUUCACUUCAUGAAAUUUAGCAGAACAAUUUAUUUUAAUAAUUGAAAAUCAAUCAAACAUUCUCUGUAAAAUUAAUCUUAAUAGUUGUUGACACGUCAUCUACAAGUAACAAGGUAGUUCCAGAUAUUUUUCUUAAUAGUUUUUGUUUAUUAUAUCUAUUUACAGUAAAAGGAAACUAUAUCUAAGGUAUAAAAUGUCUUCAGAUAUCAUGAGCACAGAUUUUGGCAAAAAUAAAAAUAUGCUAGUUGCUAGACGAUACUUUUUAGUUGAUGCAAAUGAUAUUAAUGAUGAUAGAAGUUUACAUAUUCCAACUCCAUUUGAAAAGUUAAUUAGUAGUGAGUUGCAAAUAGAUGUAAAGACGGUUAAUAAAUCAAAACCUGAUUUGGAUACUGCAAAAUCUUCGAUAGAUACUAAAGAGGAUCAAACUAAAGAAGUUGUUGGACAUCAAUUGAGAUUUAGUACUCAAAAUGAAAGUAAUUAUAAAAGUAGUGAUAUUGCUGCAUUUAUUCAACCAGAAUAUGAUGCAAGCAUAGAUGAGAAGUUACCAGAGACAGUGACAUUACUUACUACACCAGAAGGAGGAAAAUUAUACUUAGUAGGCACAGCACAUUUCAGUGUUGAAAGCCAAAAUGAUGUUGCAAUGAUCAUUCAGGCUGUACAGCCUCACAUAGUUGUAGUUGAAUUAUGUAAAACUAGAAUCGGUGUUAUAAACAUUAACGAGGAAGCUCUGUAUCGUAAUGCAACAGAUUUAAGUAUUAAAAGUUUAACUGAAACAAUAAGACACUAUGGGGUUUAUAAUGGAUUGUUGCAUAUUAUGUUAUACCGCAUGGUGAGUCAUGUCGUUAAGCAACUUGGGAUGCCACCAGGUGGUGAAUUUCGUACAGCGUUCGAAGAGGCAAAAAAGGUACCAAAUUGCAUUAUUCAGUUAGCGGAUCGUUCGAUUAACGUGACAUUUCAACGUGCGUUGAGACAAUUAUCUUGGUGGGAAAUAAUAAAGCUGGCUUGGUUAAUGGUACGAUUAGAUUCUCGUAUCAGUAAACAAGACGUAGAGCGUUAUAAACGGAAAUGUGUGAUACAACAAAUGAUUUCAUCAUUGAGAGAAGAAUACCCAGCGAUAGAGAGAACGUUUGUCACAGAAAGGGAUAUAUAUCUUACAUACCAUCUUCAGAUGGCUACUGCAGCACAACACACUGCAGAAGGGCUAAAACCACCAAGAAUUGUAGGAGUUGUUGGCAUAGGACAUAUCGAUGGGAUUGUUGAAAACUGGGGAAAAGUAAAAGCCUCUGAUAUAUGGCCUAUUAUACGAGUACCUCCUCAACCUUUAUCAAGCAAAAUAUUAAAGUUUACAAUUAAAGCCUCCUUAUUGGGAGCUACGAUUUACAUGGGAUAUAAAAUUAUAUCACUACCUUCUUCUAAUGCGUUGCAAUCAAUCAAAUCGUCAUUUGAAGGAUUAUUGGAGGUCAGUGCUAAGUAGAAUAGCUGGAAUUUGACUUUUAGAGCACUUUAUUAAUAUAUAACAUAUACUUUUUAACAAGGACAAAGAAACAAAUACAAAAUAAUUGUUUCCUUUA
Messenger RNA from Bombus terrestris (buff-tailed bumblebee), 1689 nucleotides. Its product is annotated as traB domain-containing protein. The transcript is spliced from 7 exons. The record is from RefSeq and is a predicted model, not a curated record. The coding region runs from base 312 to 1592 and encodes 426 amino acids. Lineage: Eukaryota; Metazoa; Arthropoda; Insecta; Hymenoptera; Apidae.